This is a messenger RNA of Polyodon spathula (Mississippi paddlefish), 2399 nucleotides long. Its product is annotated as stromal membrane-associated protein 1-like. The record is from RefSeq and is a predicted model, not a curated record. The coding region runs from base 191 to 1585 and encodes 464 amino acids. NCBI's taxonomy places the organism in Eukaryota, Metazoa, Chordata, Actinopteri, Acipenseriformes, Polyodontidae. The transcript is spliced from 11 exons. Gene Ontology annotation, molecular function: metal ion binding; GTPase activator activity. Gene Ontology annotation, biological process: regulation of clathrin-dependent endocytosis.
UCGUUGUAGAUUGUAGUUCCGGUUCUUGGUGUUUCCUGGUUGCUGCCACAAUUUGCUGCUGCUUCUGAUUCCUGCUAGUAAUUUUCAAAACCCGGGGAAUGACAGUGUAUUUAAAACAUUUAAUUUAGCCAUCAUUGUUUUGGGAAUUGUAUUGUUUCGUUACAAAAUACAAAAGGAUACCGGCUGAGAAAUGACGACGCGGUCGGAAAGGGAAAAGGCUCUGAAAUUGAAUGAGCAGCACCAGGCCAUCCUGUCCAAAAUGCUGAGAGAAGAGGAUAACAAAUACUGCGCUGACUGCGAGGCGAAAGGUCCGAGAUGGGCAUCGUGGAAUCUUGGUGUUUUUAUUUGUAUUCGAUGUGCUGGAAUCCAUCGAAAUCUUGGCGUUCACAUAUCCCGGGUCAAGUCAGUGAAUCUGGACCAGUGGACACAAGAACAAAUACAGAGCGUUCAGGACAUGGGAAACACCAAGGCAAGAAAGCUGUAUGAAGCCAAUCUUCCAGAUAACUUCAGAAGACCACAGACAGACCAAGCAGUGGAAUUUUUCAUCAGGGAUAAAUAUGAAAAGAAGAAGUAUUAUGAUAAGACUGGCUUAAAUGGGACCACCACAUCUUCUGAUUCUGUUCUGCCCUCGGCAUCCUGUCCUUCCUUGCAAACAGCAGCUGAGAAAAACAAGUUGGAGAAAGAAAAGGAGGAAAAGAAGAAAGAAAAGGAACCCGAGAAAGUAAACAAGCCGGCUCCUUUUGAUAAACUAAAAACCCCACAGAAGAAGGAAGAGAAGCAGAUAGAUAGCAGAGUGAGUCCUCUGAAAACUGCAGAACCUGCUAUUGAUCUUUUAGGACUAGAUGCCCCAGCUGUUGCAAAUGGAAGCAGUGCCACGACUAAUGCACCUUUGAGUGAUGAUCUGGAUAUCUUCGGUCCUAUGGUUUCAAAUCCGCUUCCAUCUUCUACCACACCGUUUACUCAGGCCACUUCCAGUAAGCCAACAGCUGCCACCUCUGCUGCAGUGUCAGGGGAUAUGGAUCUAUUUACUGAGGCAACCAUCAAAUCAGAGGAGUCAGCAAAGAAGCCCCUCUCAAAGGACUCUAUAUUAUCACUGUACAGCACCGGGAGUAUGCAGCAGCAGACAGCUCCUGCUGGCAUGUUCAUGGGACCAGCUCAGAUUCCAUUUCCUUCCCAACCUGCAAAUUUUCAAGGUUUUGCUAAUAUGGGAGCCCCUAUGGCUGCUUCCACUGGUAUGAUGGGACAGUCGGUGCCUAUGAUGGGACAGAAUGCAGGGAUGAUGGUUGGCAUGGUGAUGCCUAAUGGAUAUAUGGGCAACACACAAACUGGAGUUAUGGGACUGCCUCAGAAUGUCAUUGGACCACAAGGUGGAAUGCCUGGAAAUGUGGCCAACCCUCAAAAUGUGUAUGGCAUGCAGACAAGUCAGCAGGGACAGUGGAACCUGAGUCAGAUGAAUCAGCAGAUGGCUGGAAUGAAUCUGGUUGGUCCCAGUCCCAUGAUGGGCUUUGGGCAGCCCAUGAACACGAUGGGAAACUGGACAGGAACCACCUCAGGCCAGACUCUUAGUACUCAGCUGUGGAAAUGAAAUGGGAGACUCUACUGUACCUGGCAUUCUUUGCUCUGCUGAAUACAGACCCUUUUACUUUAUCCAUGUACUGUUUCUCGUUAAUGUUAUGAAGUAAAUCCACUCAUCGGGUCUGUGUAUAUCGAUUUGAUUGAUUGAGUGACUGCCUGUUUAAGUACAUAAAUUGGCAGCUUGUCCAUCUUCUCACAUCACAAACCCAUUUUCUUAAAACAUAUCAUCAAGAGGCUGCUGGACCAAUUAUACAGUGUCUAAUAUAUCAUUACCCAAAUCUAUAGUGAGUAAUAGUAUUUAAAUGGCAAAGAGAUAGGGCAAUCAUGUUUGGGAACCCCACCCCACAAGUAAUCUGUAUAACCUCCAAUGACCCCAAAAUUCUGUAGAAGAUAUUGUAUGAACAAAUGUAUGUUAACAUCAGUAGAAAUAUAAAUGAAUCGGUAAAGAUUGUUUUGUUACACAUACCAUCUCUUCAGUUGAGAAGUCAGCCAUUUCAUACUGAUGUUUUAUAUGUGUUACAGAAAAGCAGAGUUAGUAAAUGGAAAAUAAACCUGGAUGACAUACGAUUGUAAGUAGUUUCAAAUAAGAACAUGGUCCUCUUUUUAGACCUCUAUAGUGUUAGUAAAAUACUAAAUUUGGCGCAAAAAAUCUACCAUUUUUAUAUAAUGCGAAAUCUGAAUUCUUACAAAUGUAAUUAGGGUCAGAUGUGUUGAAGUAAUUGUAUUAUUUCAGUUUCCUCCAGGUUUACUUCUAUAUUGUGUUUUUAUGGUGCCAGGUACAGGUGGUAAGAUGUUAUUUCCCAGCAUUAAACAGAUAACAGCCA